Lolium perenne is the source of this 1455-nucleotide messenger RNA. RefSeq lists its product as uncharacterized. NCBI's taxonomy places the organism in Eukaryota, Viridiplantae, Streptophyta, Magnoliopsida, Poales, Poaceae. The record is from RefSeq and is a predicted model, not a curated record.
AGCUUGUAAGAUAUAUCACAACUGAGACUCAACAAGGCGCAACACAUAGCCAAGAAACACCCAAGAGGUAGGGCAAAGUCCGAUCCAGCAAUGGCACCCAGCAGAGAGGCGUGCGCGGUCGCCAUGGCCAUGGCGGCGCCGUUCAUCGCGAUGGCAAGCAACAUCGACGCCGGCAACCUGGAGAAGAGGCGCAGGACCUCGUCCGACAAGCUCCAGCGCACCGUGUCCGACGUCUCCUACGAGCUCCACCACCACGGCCGUGCCAAGGAGGAGGAGGAGGCGGCGGCAGAGGCGGAGAUGAAGCUGCUCCACCCGGUCCCGGAGGUGGAGGACGCCAAGUGCGAGUGCUGUGGCAUGUCAGAGGAGUGCACGCCCGAGUACAUCCUCGGCGUGCGCGGCCGCUUCUCGGGGCGGUGGGUCUGCGGGCUGUGCGCGGAGGCCGUGACGGAGGAGGCCGAGAAGAGCGGCACGUCGCGGGAGGAGGCGCUCCGAACGCACAUGGGCGUGUGCAAGAGGUUCAACGGCUUCGGGAGGACGCACCCGGUGCUAUUCCAGGCGGAGGCCAUGAGGGAGAUCCUCAGGAAGCGCUCCAAGCUCGGGCCCAGGUCUAGGUCCAGCAUCAACCCCCGGGAGGUCAGGGAAAGCGCCUCCAAGGCAAAGGCUGCCGCUGCCGGAGGCGGCAUCGCUCGCAGCUCCAGCUGCAUGCCGUUCAUCACUGACGAGUGAUCAAAUAUGCUGGCUCGAUCAUUGGCUAACUUCGAGCAUGAGAAGGUGCUAACGCCGAAGGACAAGUUGUCUGAAGACUAUGAAGCCUUUAUGGUUUUCAUGUUUUUGGGCUAGGGGUGCAUGUUUUACACGCCUUUAUGGUGUGCGUUUUUCCUGCCCCGCUAGCUUAGGGCAUGUACAAUGGUCUAGAUAGAUGGUGUCUGUAAUAGCACUCCAUAUCAUAUAUAGACAGUAGUAUAGACAGUGUCUACAGUGGUCUGUCUGUAAGCUAUCUAUUUUUAGCCAUAACCAUGUAUGAGUAUAAGUUAUAGACACCCUUCAUACAACAACAAAAAUGCUGUCUGUAAGCCGUCUGUAAGAAGACUACAGACUGUCUGUAACUUUACAGACAGCCUCCCUCUCUCUCCUCAUUCUCUUUCCUCCACAUCACCAAAAUCAGCUAUAACUACCCCUUACAGACAGCUGAGUCAUCACCAUUGUACAUGCCCUUAUCUAGUAGAAACUUGAGCACUACUGUAGUAACCAGCCAUAUUCGUUUUUUUUAUGGGUACAAGUCUGUCCUGGAUUUGGUUGAUGGAUAACCCUUCAUGUGGCUGUGUUUGGGUGCGGUUUAGCAGUUUUUACUUGUUUUUGGAUGCGGUUUUUGUUGCAUCUCUUUUGGCGUGCUUUCAUCUCAAGGAGCAUUAGGAUCGGCCCCGUCUUCCAUUGAUUACAUGUUAACUGCCUUAA